Molecule: messenger RNA, 1854 nt
Organism: Drosophila bipectinata
Lineage: Eukaryota; Metazoa; Arthropoda; Insecta; Diptera; Drosophilidae
Gene: BBS1
Product: Bardet-Biedl syndrome 1
Biological process (GO): non-motile cilium assembly; protein localization to cilium
Cellular component (GO): axoneme; BBSome; centrosome
Molecular function (GO): patched binding; smoothened binding
Source: RefSeq, a predicted model, not a curated record
CUGCCGCAGUCUAGGAAUUCUUGAUAUCCUGCCUGUUUUGCCAUGGCCGGUGCUCCCAACUGGCUUCAUGUGGAAACGGAGGAUGAUAGUCCAAAGAUCACAACCCUUUCCAGCUGCCUCACCUUAAGUGAUGUCCAGCGGGAUGGAUAUGUCCGCCUUCUGGCGGCGGACAUUUCCCUGGACGAAACAUCUCAGGAGCCGACGGCCACUCUCAAGGUUUUUCGAGGUCUUAAGCUUAAGCAGGAGCAAACCCUCCCGGGGAUUCCGGCGGCCAUCACGAGUCUCUAUAUUGACGAAUCGGAACCCAAGACGCCUGUGAUUGCCGUAGCCAUCGCCGAGUCCGUGCUCUUUUACCGAAACCUCAAGCCCUACUUUAAGUACACCAUUCCCGCCCUGGAUUCCGAGGAACUAGAGCAGGAGGUAUGGCGUAAGCUGCCGGUGGUGAAAACCGAGAGCCACCCUGCCCUUCUGGACUCUCUGAAAGACCUCGAACAUGCCAAGUUGUCGCGUAAGUCGCAGCGACUUCUCCAGCUAAGCGAGGAGGAGCGCGAGGGCUUCAUCAGCACCCACAAGGACUCGCCGGUGGGUCGUGUCGGCAACAUUGUCGCCAUGUGCUGCCUCAAACGCAUCUCCAGCGACGCCAAUCCUCCCUCGCAUCUCGUUCUCGCCACGGACACCGGCAACAUUCUUAUCCUGGAGCCGCAGGGCUUCAACCUAGUGUAUGAGGGCAGGACCUGCAGCCACGAGACCGCCGUGCCGAGCAUGAUUUCUGUCCAGGGAACUUUCGAGGCGGACUUUUGCAUUGUUGUGGCUACGCGGAACGGAGGCGUCUACUUGUUGCGCAAGUCCCACCCCGAGGGUCAGGAAGUCUUUAAGCUGGGAACCCCGCUCACAGGACUCCUGCUCCUUCCCAUCGACCAGACGAUCAUUGCCUCCACGAUGGACAACCGCUACGUUUGCUAUUCCAAGCGCGGAAAGCUGCUCUACCAGGUUGCCCUGCCGGCUCCGCCAGUCUGCAUUCUACCCUUACCCCUCACCCACCUAGGACUCACCCUGGUGGCCAUUGCCCUUAAGGGGGGCGUGGUCAAGUUCUACCUUCAGCGCUACCAGGUGGAUGAGUUCGCUCUGAAGGAGACAGUGGAUGCCAUGCUAUACGGGCGUAUGGGCAUGGAGGACCAUGUGCUCACCCUGGUCACCCAAAGCGGUGAGAUUGUGGUUAAGAUCCUGCGAAGGGUUUCACGAUUCGAGCCGCGACCGGAGGAUCUUGGAAAUAGACGGCAUAGAGGAGAUCAGAACUCCAUUGCGGAUGCCUCGAUUUUGGACAAACCCAAGAAGAGUUCUAUUUUCGUGGAACAAGCGGCGAGGGAGAAACAACAAGCGAAAGCCACUUAUGGCAGUUUUCAGGUGGAGCUCUGGCGGGUCCGCCACACCGCCGCUCGCGCCACCAUCGAUGCCAUCAACUCGUCGGAAAGCACCAUAUCCGGAGACCUGACCCACGCCCCCGUCAAACUCUCCGCCGAAGUAUGCGGCAGUGGGCCUGCCUUUCGCCUCUACCUCACUGUUCAGAACCUGUCGACCUUUAAAAUGGCCUCAAAUCUGGUGGUGCUCCUCCAUGCGGACAGGAGGCACUACGCCAUCCAGCAGACUCUGGCCCGCUUGCCCAGCGUGCUACCCGGCGUGCCCCUGAGGGUUGAUUUCGAGGUGGUAGCAGUGCUGGAUUCAAUGGAUAAGCUGCCCCCAGCCACCCUAAAUCCGGACAACUCCCAGAUACGGGUGAUGCUGAUGAAGGCGGGCCAGGCCAAGCCACUCAUCGCCGCCAUCGUUGCAAUGCCCCAAUCCGAGGCAGCCUACUAA